Daldinia loculata is the source of this 3141-nucleotide messenger RNA. RefSeq names its product NAD-specific glutamate dehydrogenase. The coding region runs from base 1 to 3141 and encodes 1046 amino acids. Gene Ontology annotation, molecular function: L-glutamate dehydrogenase (NAD+) activity. Gene Ontology annotation, cellular component: mitochondrion. The transcript is spliced from 2 exons. The record is from RefSeq and is a predicted model, not a curated record. Lineage: Eukaryota; Fungi; Ascomycota; Sordariomycetes; Xylariales; Hypoxylaceae.
AUGACGACUAGCGGCGUCGCUCCAAACCCGAGCCCGGCUAACAAGCUGCUGGGCAAGGUUCAGGAUACCGACCAAGUCUCUCGACACCCUUCGCCUCAACCCACCCACUUCUCAGUACCGCUGGGGACUCUGGGCGGCAAUGGCCACAGGGUUCUACGCUCCGCUACUGUGGGAUAUAUUGCGCCCGAGUUUAAGGGGCGUGAUGAGCAGAUAGAGCAAGUCAAGAGCCUUAUCCUUAAGCAAGGAUGGAUUCCCGAAUCGCAUCUUGACGAGCAGGUCUCGUGGUUCUACAACGAGCUAGGCAUCGACGAUGUCUACUUCCAGAUGGAAAGCGUCGAUGUUAUUGCGACCCACAUCACCUCCAUGUAUGCUGCCAAAGUUGCUGCUUACGCUCGCGUGGACAAGCGCGAGGAGAUCCGUCUGGACAUGGAAGCUACUGACCACGCCAUAUAUAUCGACACAAGCGAACCUGGUAAGAGCUCGUUGCACGGCCCGCGGUUCGAAAACAGGCUCGAGGAGAAGUAUCUCGACCAUUCCGACCCCAACAAGCGCUUCAGGGUUGAAACGUUCCGCUCCCCUGGUACCGUCUCUAACGAUCCUUCAUCCAAGGCUUCUCUGCGAUGCUACUUUGUAUAUCAGUGCCAGUUUGUGGAUGCAAACCCGGAGCCGGGUGAGACGCGUCUCGAGGUCAUUAGCGAUCGUAUGUUCCUGACGAAGGCAACUAAGAACACCAAGCAGGUCUACGGUGACAUUAUCAAGCUCGCCGUUACCAGGAAUGGACCCGUCAUCGAGGUCUUUGAUAUCGAGGGCUCCGAGGAGAAGCGUCUCGUCACGGCUUUCCGUUCUCGUACUGCCAGGGGUAUUUUCAGCGCCAUGAGCGACCUUUACCACUACUAUGGUGUCACAAGCACCAGGAAGUAUGUAGAGCAAUUCUCCAACGGCAUCACAGUCAUGAGUAUCUACCUGAAGCCGGCGACGAACAUAGACACCAAACCCAUGCCGAUCGAGCUGUCGAUUCACCAGAUCACCAAGGAGAUUUCCCUUCUGUACUGCAUACCCCAGAACAAACUUCACUCCUUGUUUGCCUCUGGUGCGCUAAGCUUGCAGGAGACAGUCUAUGGCCACUGCGUCUGGGUCUUCGUUCAGCACUUCCUGAACCGCCUUGGCACAGAGUACGUGUCCAUCAAGCAAGCUUUAGAUUCUAAGAAUCCGGCGCAUGUGGAGAUCCUAUCUAAGCUGAAGCGCCGUCUCCGUACAGAGACGUUCACGCCGGAUUACAUACUUGAGAUUAUCUCGUCCUACCCUAAAUUAGUACGCCUGCUGUAUGCCGCAUUUGCUAGCAUACAUCUAAGCGUCGGUCCCGGUUUUGAGAAGAGCAUAAUUGCGCCGACACCGGCCGUAGAAGUACUGUCGGAUGCCCGGCUUAAGGAGGCGAUCACCCGAGAAGUGUCUAAUGAGCACGACGAAAUGGUGAUGACAGCCUUCCGCAUCUUCAACAAUGCCAUCUUGAAGACCAACUACUUCACGCCCACGAAAGUGGCUCUCAGCUUCCGUCUCGACCCAUCCUUCUUGCCAGAGAUUGAAUAUCCUCGACGUUUGUACGGCAUGUUCCUCGUGAUUAGCGCAGAAGCCCGCGGCUUUCAUUUGCGCUUCAAGGAUGUUGCCCGAGGCGGUAUCCGAAUUGUCAAGUCCCGCAGCAAGGAAACUUACAGCAUCAAUGCUAGGAACCUCUUUGACGAGAACUAUGCUCUCGCAAGCACCCAACAGCGCAAGAACAAGGACAUCCCCGAAGGCGGUUCGAAGGGUGUGGUCCUCCUCGACGCCAAGCAGCAGGACCGUGCUCGGGAGGCGUUUGAGAAGUACAUUGAUAGUAUCUUGGAUCUUCUCCUCCCUGCCGAGACCCCUGGUAUCAAAAACCCUAUUGUAGACCUUUACCGUAAAGAAGAGAUUCUUUUCCUAGGUCCGGAUGAGAACACUGCAGACCUCGUCGAUUGGGCCACCGAGCACGCUCGCGCCCGAGGUGCGCCGUGGUGGAAGUCCUUCUUCACUGGCAAGUCGCCUAAACUUGGUGGCAUCCCUCACGAUGCAUACGGCAUGACGACAUUGUCCGUUCGUGAGUUUGUCAAGGGUAUCUACCGAAAGAUGAAUUUAGACCCCUCCCAGGUGAGGAAGAUGCAGACCGGAGGUCCGGACGGCGACCUUGGCAGCAACGAAAUCAUUCUGAGUAACGAGAAGUACACGGCCAUCGUGGAUGGAUCUGGUGUGCUCGUCGAUCCCAACGGUAUCGACAAGGACGAGCUCGUACGCUUGGCCAAGAAGCGUGUCAUGAUCUCGCAGUUCGACCUCUCCAAGCUGUCUAAGGAUGGCUUCAGAGUCCUAUGUGACGAUAGCAACGUCACAUUGCCGACCGGCGAAGUUGUUCCUAACGGCACGUCCUUCCGCAACUUUUACCAUCUCAGAGACACCGGUCUGACUGACAUCUUCGUUCCUUGCGGCGGCCGUCCCGAGUCGAUCGACCUUUCUACAGUUUCCAAGUUGAUUAGGGAUGGCAGGACGGCGAUUCCUUACAUCGUGGAGGGUGCUAAUCUAUUCAUCACCCAAGACGCCAAGUUGCGUCUCGAGCAGGCUGGUUGCAUUCUAUUCAAGGAUGCAUCUGCUAACAAGGGUGGUGUAACCUCGUCGUCUCUCGAAGUCCUCGCCUCGCUUAGCUUUGACGACGAGGGAUUUGCCGAGAAUAUGUGCCACAACGCGAACGGCGAAGCCCCAGAGUUCUACAAGGCGUACGUCAAGCAAGUACAAGCCACCAUCUGCGAAAACGCUCGUCUCGAAUUCGAGGCGAUCUGGCGAGAGCACGAGCAGACCGGUGUACCGCGGUCCGUGCUUUCCGACACACUUUCCCUUGCCAUUACGACUCUAGAUGAAGAGCUUCAGAAAUCAGACCUAUGGGAGAACCCUAAAAUUCGGAGGGCCGUUCUUGCAGAUGCUUUGCCCAAGUUGCUCAUCGACAAGAUCGGUCUAGACACCAUCAUCAGCCGCGUACCCGACUCGUACCUUCGCGCCAUCUUCGGAAGUUACCUUGCUUCCCGCUUCGUGUACGAGUUUGGCAGCAGCCCUAGCCAAUUUGCUUUCUAUGCUUUGUAA